AUGCUUCUUCGGUUGCCGCCCAGCCUCCACUACCCGAUCACCGUCACGUCGCUGCUGAAACAGCCCGGCGACUCGGUGGAGAGGGACGAGGCGCUGUUCUGGUAUGUCUACCAGACGACUGUCACCGAGGGUGAUGGGCUGGGCAAUAAGAUUGAGGUCAAACGCAAGUUCCCGACCAAGUUUGAGUCGACUGUUGAUGGCGAGGUGGUCCAAUGGAAGAUUGCAAAGGGGGACAUCAUCGAUGAACCUGUCGAGGUCAUCGAGAUCGAUGAGCCAUGUGCUCACGAAGUCCAGUUUGGGGGCCUCUGUGCAGAGUGCGGCAAGGACAUGACCGAGUCUACAUACAAUACGGAGGUGACAGAUUCGAUGCGCGCAACGAUUCAGAUGGUCCAUGAUAACACCGCGCUAACCGUGAGCGAGAAGGAGGCUGCACGGGUGGAGGAAGAUGCGAAACGCCGGCUGUUGUCAAAUAGAAAACUCUCUCUGGUGGUGGAUCUUGACCAGACUAUCAUCCAUGCCACCGUCGAUCCCACUGUUGGAGAGUGGAUGGAAGACAAGGAUAACCCAAACCACCAAGCACUAAGCGAUGUUCGUGCAUUCCAGUUGGUAGACGAUGGACCGGGAAUGCGCGGUUGCUGGUACUAUGUCAAGUUACGACCAGGUUUAGAGUCAUUCUUGCAAAACGUCUCAGAGCUCUUUGAAUUGCAUAUCUACACCAUGGGUACACGAGCAUAUGCGCAACACAUUGCAAGUAUCAUAGAUCCAGACCGGAAGCUGUUCGGCGACCGCAUCCUCAGUCGUGAUGAGAGUGGAAGCCUGACGGCUAAGAACCUCCAUCGUCUGUUCCCAGUGGACACGAAGAUGGUCGUUAUCAUCGACGACCGCGGUGACGUUUGGCGGUGGAGUCCUAAUCUUAUCAAGGUUUCUCCGUAUGACUUCUUCGUUGGCAUCGGGGAUAUCAACUCAAGUUUUCUGCCAAAGAAACAGGAGUUGGGCACAGUCAGCAAGGCUGGGGAGAAGACAGGAACGAGACCCACAAAGUCUCCGCUUGAACAUCAUGUGAACGGCACAACAGCGAAACCAGAGGGAGAAGUGUCGGCGUUAGAACAGCUGGUGACCAUGGGUGGCGGAGACAACCCGAGACUACUGCAAGAACAGACAGACGCGCAGGAAGAGACCAUAAUGCACCAGGUGGAAGAUCGCCCUCUGCUGCAGAAACAGAAGGAACUAGACGCCGAAGAAGAUUCUGCAGAGAGUAUUGAUACCUCUUCUAGCAUGGAUGAGUCGCAAGACUCAAGCAAACAUCGGCACCAUUUGCUGGAGGAUAACGACCGGGAACUCUUCCAGCUGGAAGAGCGACUUGAGCAGGUACAUAAGCAGUUCUUUGAAGAGUAUGAUCUGAGGCGAACGAGGGGGUUGGGUGGAAGAGUGGCAGCUCUGAGGGGCGAGAAGACGCCUUCGAAAGAGAAGGAUGUUGAUCUAAAACUGGUGCCUGAUAUCAAGGAUAUCAUGCCGCAGAUCAAGCGCCGGAUCCUCGGCGGGGUGAUUCUGGUCUUUUCCGGAGUGCUUCCGCUCGGAACAGAUACUCAGAACGCCGAUAUCUCCCUAUGGGCGAAGAGUUUCGGGGCUGCUAUUUCUCAGAAGAUCAAUGUGAAGACCACCCAUCUGGUGGCCGGCCGUAACCGCACGGCUAAGGUUCGGGAGGCGACGCGGUACACCAACGUCAAGAUCGUCACCACACAGUGGCUCUUGGACUGCCUGACGCAAUGGAAAUGGCUGGAUGAGGAGCCUUACUUACUUCCUGUACACCCUGACGAUCGGGGAGAGCCAAUCUCGCCUGGCUCUAAGGAGAUGGAAAGCGGAUGGCUUUCGUCAUCUGAAGAUACGGGAGAUUUUUGGACCGAGGAAGAAGAUGCGUCAGAAUCCACAGAAGACAUUCUCAAGUCCACCGGCCUCGACGAGCAUUCCCCGAUUGGUUACGAUGAAGACCAGCAAGCCGCUGUCCACGAGGAACUCAAAGAGUUCCUUGGCAGUGACGAUGAAAGCGAAAGCGACAGCGAAGUAUCGUCCUGGGCAGAGGAAGCGACAUCCAACAAGAAACGUAAGCGUGAUGAAGGCGCAGAAGGCGGGGACGAAGAAGACAGUCAAGAGGAAGGCGAUCAGCCAGGCUCACGCCUAUCACAGCGUAUCAAGCGCUCCUACGAGCGGAGCACGGGACUGAAGGAGGUUGCGACUGCGACUACCGACGAUCCUGCUCAUCGAUUGCCCGUGGCUACAGAAUCGGAUGAGCCUGCAUCUCACGACCUAAAUGCCAGCCUCCCCGAAGAACCCGCGGAGGACGACGACGACCUCGAGCGGGAGAUGAUGGCUGCUUUCGAGGAUGACGACUCUGACGCCAAAGCGGAAGAGGACCUUGCGGCGGACAACGGUUGA
Aspergillus bombycis is the source of this 2433-nucleotide messenger RNA. RefSeq names its product protein-serine/threonine phosphatase (gene fcpA). Lineage: Eukaryota; Fungi; Ascomycota; Eurotiomycetes; Eurotiales; Aspergillaceae. The record is from RefSeq and is a predicted model, not a curated record. The transcript is spliced from 3 exons. Gene Ontology annotation, cellular component: nucleus. Bases 1 to 2433 code for a protein of 810 amino acids. Gene Ontology annotation, molecular function: RNA polymerase II CTD heptapeptide repeat phosphatase activity.